Molecule: messenger RNA, 7511 nt
Organism: Porites evermanni
Lineage: Eukaryota; Metazoa; Cnidaria; Anthozoa; Scleractinia; Poritidae
Source: the annotation of a GenBank genome assembly
AUGCGCAAGAGGAAGCAUCGUCCUCUGUUUUCGCUACAUCAAACCCAAACCAUGGAAAAGGAAUUCGCCAAACAGCGCCACGUAACAGAGGACAGGCGAGCUCGUCUGGCUUCAGAGGUGAACUUAACAAAAACGCAAGUGGAAAUUUGGUUCCAGAAUCGACGAACAAAGUGGAAAAAGGCAAUAAAAGAUGAAGCGAAUGCCACAACUCAGGCGCACCUUAAGAGAAAUGAAACACGUUUCUCUUGUAACGCAAGGAAAUGUUCCUUUUAACCAAAACAUUCGAUUUGAUUCCCUUGUUAAUCCGUUCGCAGUUUUGCCGGCACAAUAUUGUAAUGUACCGCUGUUUUCGACUAUCAACUUUGAAGGUUCGUAUAUUGCAUAAUUUUAUCCCUCUCGUAUUGUGUGUAUUGCUGAAGGUAGCAUAUCACUUAGUACAUUUUCUUUUAGUAGUGGAAAGUCGAAAAAUUGUUUAUGCUAUGUCUUGCAAUAUAAAUCACUGAGUUUAGUCAGAAAUGAUUAAGUUUGCUGUGUAUCUCCGUUAAAAUUUUAUAUCUUAUCCAAAUACUAAAGAAGCUAUGGAAUGAAGAAAUAUUUUCUUCAAACAACUCAAACAGUAAUUUUUUGUUGUCUAUUGCAAUUGCAAAAAUAACUAUCAUAAGAAAUUUCUUGACUGGAGAGCCGCUAGCAUCAUUAUUGGCGCUUCGUUAAAUUGUUUUAGGACGAAGAAAUGUUUAGUUAUCCAUAUUCUCUUGACAAUUUAUUGGAAAACCAUCGUGAUAGGGUUUACCUAUCCAAUAAGACAUUUUCACACCUAUUUCACACAUGGGCACCCCAUUCAUCUCAUGAUAAGCCUCUGUUUAAUCAAAUAUGUCUUUUUUAAGGAACUGUACCCAGAUUACAGAUUACAGAUUUUUUAAACGUAAAUAAAGUAUUAGAGAAAACCGUUGAGUAAGUGACGAGUACUUGGACAAUCCGCUAUAAAGAGAGAUUAGAAUUGGCCAGUUCAGUUAUUUAAUAUAAUUCUUAACAGGUGUUGCUGUGCCGAACCGGUGCCUUAAUGUACACAUCAUCAAAUUUCUUGGAAAAUAUAGCAGAAAAAUAAAACGGCUAUCUUUUUUAAAUUUCUCGUUGAUGUGUUUCUUUUCCAAGGAUUCUCUGGAUAGAGUUACCUUCAUCUGAAAUACUAUUUUCUAGACUGACACUUUCAAAAACUUUCAAAACAAAACAAAACCAUUAAAGUGGUAAACAUAUAGUGGUAUAGUUUAUAGUGACUUCUUUACUUACCUAUUAACUCGAACCAGCGCUAACAUGUUUCUACACUUGUUUAUCAGUUUAUGGAAAGACCGAAAUUUCGCGCAGAUUUUCCAGCCUACAUUUAUUUAACUAUUGGAACGAAGCCAGUAGUUAAACCAAUGAUAAACAUGUUUACGUAGAUAUCGUUAUUGUCUAACCGUCUCUAUUUACUUGAAUAGUUUUUUUUCACAUCAAAAGAAAACUUCGUCAUGCCGACGUGCAGUGUGGCGACAGAGAACCAAAUGCUAAAAUGAAAAGAAGAAAAAAUACCUUACUUUCAUGUUAAACCAGUUAAAAUAGAGUGUUGUAAAGUGUUGUAUCUGUUUGCCCAAGAACGAGUGACAAGAUGACUACACAUUAUAAAUACAAUUUUUAGGAGGGUUUAAAUUCUUUUUUUUUCCCUUUUUAUAACUUUUCACUUUCAAGUUCCUUCUAUUUUCAUCACGUCAUACAUAGAAAGGCCUUGUGGUCAGGCCACCAUAGGCCGCCGCCUAAGACGCUGGCUUUUUUCGUAAUGCAGUUUGUAAUCAACUAGCAGCGAAAUAAAACAUCAUUGACAAAGUCAAUACGCCAAUAUUCACAAGACCUCAUUUAUUCGUGAAUUAAGCCGGAACUGUGCUACAGUUGUGUACCUUUUAUUCGAAAGGCCAUCGAAGUUGACAGACCACCUGGUUUUAAAAAUUCUUCUUACAGUUUGAUAAUACGUCUCCUUGUUCUUUUCUUUCGUUGUUUUGAAAAAAAAAUUACUUACAAACCAAUUUUUUUUCUCCGUGUCGUCUAAAAGGAUUAAAAGAAGUUUUGUAAUCCAAGAAAAGGAUGUGGAAGCUCAUAUUUGAAUGGGCAAUUUUCUUAGAAUGCUUCUUAGAAGCAGCUACGCCAGAUUUCUAGCCAAACAUUAAGCUUCUUAACUCAGUAACAAUUUAUGAGAAGGUCCCAUCUUUUACUGAAGAAACUGUAUCCGUUAGGGAGUAAAAAUCUUAUGAAGGUUUGUGAAAUUGUUGUGGAAUCUAUUGGUGAAACAUUUGUGAAACUUAACAAAAAAUUUUACCAAACGAGAAGGCGAAAUGACAAAUCCUUUAGUUUGAGACACUAAGCCCCAAGGAAAGAGGGGAAGGGAAUUAAAACAGUAUAUUCUGCAUCAGAUUAAAAAGAUGCUAAAAGGCUUAAUUAGUAUCAGACAAAUUAUGUCCGAUUGAUACCCUUCUUAAGUAUUCCGAUCGAGUGUCUGUUUUUACUUAUCAGGACUUCCAUCUUGAAAUCGCAAAAAUUCCAGAAUUUCCGACAUAUAUAAAUCACAUUUCAGUCACUUUUAUUUAACAACGUCAACAACAACAACAAGAGGAAAAAAAAUGAAAAUGAUGAGAAAUUUCACUCCGGUAAAUAGCUACACCACAUUGCUCAAAGUUUUAAAGUAGGUGUCCACAUACACCAGAAAAGAUGAGCUCGCAUUACGGUGGGGAAGACAAACAAAUGCAAUUGAAAAGGGAGCUAAUAAAGAAAAAUCUUUCUUUUUUAGCCCCCGUUGAAGGUUUAUGUUGGAAACGGAAAUAUCGGGCAAAUAUACUUCACCAUUUUAUUUUGUUUUCUUUCUUAAUUUUUUCUGUCAGUCUUCCUGUCGUAAGGAUCAGUUUACUGUUUUAAUUUUAAAUUCUCUGUGGCAUUAAAGGAAGGGUAGUCUUUUGAAGGGAGAACGUAAAUUAUUCAUGUAUAAUGAGUUAUAUGGGAUUUUUGAGCCUGGUUCUGGAAGGAGGAGGGGGGGGGGGAAGGGUGUCCUGAUCCCGCAUUCCCGCUCCUUCUUCACGAAAAUCCCGCAACCUACUAUUUUUGCACCCCUUUCUCGAAUUCCUCUUUUCUUUCCAAAACAGUAAAAUAAAACUGACACACUCUAUAGUUUGGUUUGAAAAGCUGAAAAGGGACUGCACUUAACACACGCCUGGUCGAUAAGCAUUUGCUGCCGUCAAACGUAUGAUUUCCCGAAUUCCCAACAUACAGGCCAAAAAAAAACAACAACCCGCAUCCCGUGCUUACAUUUUGGGGAAUUACACUUCCCGGGUAGCUGUACAAUCCCGGAUCCCAAAAAAAUACCUUUCAAGACCCUGUUGAAUAACUAAGAUCUUUAACCGUUGAGCAAGUAUAAGAAACCAAGUACAUGAGGCAGUGAUGAAGAGAUCGACGUUUGAAUCAAUAAAGUUCCACAUGUCUAAGAUCUUAAACGUCGAACUUCUCGAACCUAAUGCAUAAAUUACUAGAACUUAUUUUUCCUUAUAAGCAUUGAACAUCGUGAAAAUGGAUUAAGUGUGACUAAUAAAUUUCGACGUCUGAAUCAACCGUCGAACUUGUAUCAUUUGGGUCGACCUAAAAAGGUAUUAAUUAAGUUCGGUACAUAAAAAGAUCGACUGGCGUUUGAACUGGGGCUAAGAUUCAUCCAGUAGUUCUCCCACAUUCUCCUCUGCUGGGUACAAAGGGGGAUGGGGGGAAGACCUUUAUUCAUUACAUCAAAAGAGCCUAAUCAGAAGCUUUAAAAGCAACUGCUAUUAACUAGAGCCCUGAUUUUACCCGAAUCACCAAACAGUUCUACUAAGUCUACGCAGUCAGGGUUUAACAAUUAAAGGGUAUCAAUUGAAUCUUAAUGAAAAGAAAGAAAAUAAAACAUCGGUAUCGAAAACAAAUUAAAUUGAUUGUAAUAAAUGGACCGGAGUGAGUGAAAUUCAGGAGUGAGUGAAAUUCAGUACUUCAACGGGGUAAUGAGCGAAGAAUUAAAGGCGCUUUCAUUGAAAUGGUAAAACUUAACAACAAAGCUAGGAAUUUUUUUUUCUACCCUGUGGACAGGCUCUCAGAGUGAAGCUAAAACGUCUGUGAGCGUUGUUUCGUUUAAAUAAAUCUUUCAACCUUUUUGCGUUUUUCUAGCUUAAAAUCGUUUGAAAUAUACCGACAACAAACCCUAAUCCAAUCUGAUGACCAAUCACUGUUUAUAACAACAACCGGUACCGUGUAUCUCUCCUCCCAGGCUUCUGGAAGGUCUUAGAGAAAAUAAAUUUUUCCUCCGCGAAAAACGCUUACUCCGUGAUCAGUAAUCAAUAUGCCCCCGUCAGAAAGAGCCAUUCUCGUCGAUGUAUGGGUAGUACAAGUCGUGGUCAUGUCAGAUGCCAUCAUGGAGGGGCGGGAAGCCGAAUACCAAGUUCGUACAAAAACAGGUUCGACAAACGUGUUCUAUGAAAUCAUGCCUCUUGCUUUUUCAGAAGUCAGUUGAUCAAGGUUCAUCUUGAGUUUAGUUUUUGGUAAAAGUGCGGUGUCAUUUUGCUUUGAGGUGAUGUAACAGUAAAAAGGUAAAAAAAAAAGAACAAACUGGCUAAAAAAAACAAAAACAAACAAACAAACAAACAAAACCAGCAUUUAACACACGGGAACGUUUAACAGUCAUUUGUAGCUUCGACUGGUAGGCAAGGACUGAUAAAUACGUUACAAGAGUAGUCAUUUUUUUUCCGCUUUUCCAAUUGCUCGAGCAGAAAGCAAAGUCAAACCUGGCUGUGAAAACUGUAAACAGGUAAUUUAACCCUAGAUUUCCCAGAAUAAGCUACUAGCCGCGAUUUAAAACUGGAACGUAAAUUUGGAGUUUAUUGCACAUAGAAGGGUUUGGCAAGCGCGCGGAAAUAGAAAUGGCAGGAACUGACUAACUGGACCCAGUUGCUCGAAGCAUGGUUAGCGUUGACCAUGCAGCGUUUAAUACUUGACAACGUAUUGGUUUUGAUACUGCUUAACCAAUGGUUAAAGCUAACCAUGCUUUGAGCAACUCUGAGCCCUGGAUGCCGGGGGCUAUGGACGCGCACGCUGAACCCUUCGAGAUUAAAAUUGUCACUUGUCCUCACGUUUAGCGCGGUAGAACUGACUGAGAGGUUUUCUGUCGUUUAUAUAUGUAAAAAAAGGUAAGCGUGCCUUUGACGUGAAAAAAUACCCAAAACGGUUAUAUAACUUCCAUCUAUGAUAUCAAAAAAUGAUAGAAUUUCAAACGUUUAAUUUCAGCCAUAAUAAGCAAAUUUGCAAAAAAUUUUAACUAAAUAAUAUGUUUCAAACUGGAAGCUCUAAUAUCGAAAACAAGCGGGUUGCAAUAAGCAAAAGCGUUAUUGACUACCAAAACAGACUGAUACAGUUACAGCCGAGUGAAAUGAACAGUUCCCUGCCACCUGAUUUUCAUGUGACCGUUUUACAAAUUUGAUCAGUGUGACAGGCUUUUCCUCCAAGCUCCACUCUUGCGCAGGACAUCUAAGUGCCGUGUGCUGAUUAAAGCACAGGUAGCCAAGCUUGAAAUACAGUAACACUCUGGUAACUCGAACUCUGAAGGGAAACGAAAAACAGUUCGAGUAGCGGUGAAUUCGACUUAUCGAGGUAAAUUUCAGUGAAAUUUUGAUCAGUUUUUGAUUAGUUAAUACGUAAAUCCCCCGUGUGCUGUAAAAUGGCGACAAGGAUAAAGAAAUCAAAAGCCAUGGCCAAUGAUGACUACUCAUAACAUUCUGUUAGGUAUCGCGAACAGUUUUCCUAUUGUCAGGCCAAACUGUGCAGACCUGAGAAUUUGCUGGGGCUACUCAGUCGCCACCAACAAGUUUUCAUUUUUAAAGGAAUACCCAGUGACAACUAUAGAACAGCUACAGGCUAAUUUGUCUGAAGGGAAGGAAUUUACCAAAAUUGACCUCCCGCAUUCAUAUCAUUAACAGGUGCUUACGUCAGAGAGCCGACCGUGGUUACAAACGCAUGACUUAUGAAGUCAGUAGCGCUGUUUCUAACAUUCAACGCACCAUUGAAAACGUCCUUUAAGACAUACCGGACUGGCGAAUCCGCAUGAAGACAUUUAGGUAUCGGGAGAAUAGAGAAACUGAUGAAAUCCUUCUGGACAACCUCUGUAACGUAUUAUGGCGAUUUGAUACCAGGAAUUUGUGCUUACAGAUCGUGAUUUGGAGAUGAAGUUGAAUACCCUCAGUGGCUGAUCCUUACCAUUUCUUCUGGUGGAUGUUCACCUCCUUUUGAGAAGGUGCAGGCCAUAAAGGAUGCAUCAUCCGCCUCUCAAAAGUGUUCUUCAGAAUGUUACCCUCAAAAGGACAGUUGUCUUUGUUUCAAAUAAACGAAAACCCUUAAGAAAAAUUUGUCGGUGGGCUGUGCAUAUUCUUGCCUCUGAUCUUAACGUUCUCUUGUAACCAGACCAAGCAACGCGGCUAUCCUCAAGCAGUGGAGCCGUGUCCGUUUAAUAUCGAAGCGUAUGAUAUCCUAAAAUAUGGGUCAUUCUCUGGUGACUGCAAUCUAUUCUAUGGUCAUUUAAAGAAGUGGUGUGAAGGGAGGGGGAUGGGGGAUCUUAUCUGAAGCGGGUGAUUAUAAAAUAUUUUUGACCUAAACCCGAUGGGCGGUAAUUAGGAGGUGGCGCUCAUUUGAGCAUUUUCGGUAACUUUUACUUUUGAAAAUCUGAUUAUGGGAGUUUAAAAAAUAUAUUUUUCUUUAACUGAUCUAUGUCAUACUAGCCAGGGGACUAUUUUCUUACUGUUUUUGAGUUUAAGCUUGAAGGAAAACUCUUCUUCUGAGAGAUUUUUUUUUUUCUCAGUUCCAGUUUGCGCGAGACUGUCCAUGCACCUUCGCGGGCUCCAUGAUCAUCGUUUUCACCUUUUCCCAUCUCCUCUUCUCCUCGUUUCUCGGACGUCCAAUCAGAGUCCUCUUCCUGGGGAUCAUGGAACGUAAGCAGAUAUAUCCCUGCUUACUCUAGCUUCAGACACCCGUAAAUGUAUUGAGGAGGCUAAAUUUGUGGUUGGCUUGGCAAUUAAAAUAAAACAGCGCUAGACUCUGAAUUAUGUUCUAGCAUUGAUGUAAACCGUGCAGUGCUUUACAAAAGAGAAACAACACGCUAACAAAAGUUAAAAGAGAGUGACUGAAAUCACGUGAGAAGCUGAUUGUUAAAGGUGAUGCGUCUACGACGCCGCUGUUAUGGAAAAGUGGAAGCUUGGACAGGAUCUUGCUAUAUCUAACGGAGCAGUUAAUACAAAAACCAGUAAAAGAGGUAGAAAUGGAAAAUGUGUUAAUUCAUAAUAAAACACUGGGCUAGGCCGUUGAUUUCAAUGUGCUUUCUAUUUUUUCAUUGAAUACUUUAGUCCCAUAUACAGACGGAGAGAAACUUUGUCUUUGGAUAGAAUGUUGGAAAUGGAAACAAUAAAGGGACUUGUGUGAAACCUAAUAGAGAA